Molecule: messenger RNA, 5296 nt
Organism: Armigeres subalbatus
Lineage: Eukaryota; Metazoa; Arthropoda; Insecta; Diptera; Culicidae
Gene: cyst
Exons: 23
Coding region: 283-4887 (1534 amino acids)
Biological process (GO): regulation of Rho protein signal transduction
Molecular function (GO): guanyl-nucleotide exchange factor activity
Source: RefSeq, a predicted model, not a curated record
GUGGUAGUGGAGUUUUUUCCGUCGUCUAUGCCCAUUAAAUUAUCGCAAAAGUGCUCCAGAGCCAGCCACAGUGGUUUUUCGUGUCGGAGCUAAUCGAGAAUUGAGAUUUUCCCAGUUUUUCUGCACGGAAAAGUGACAUAAAACGGUUCGGUAGUGCCGGAAGAGACCAUGUAACCCGCAGGUUGUCCAGUGCUCAAAGUGCGGCCCGUAAUUGUGACGAGAAUCAGUAACAACAAACGCAACAGAGAUUAAACUAUAAACAGUUAAUUUUGCUUCCCCAAGAUGGAUAGCAAAGAUCACCUCGCCUCGGAACAGUUGAUACUGUUGUCAUCAGACGAUGAAAACGAUGGGGAUGUGGUAAUUGAUUAUCUGAGCUCUGCCAACCUGCCGCCACCACAAUCCCCCCCUCAGCCAGCACUGCUAGCAUCGGCGGUGACCACCGGUCUCUUGAGAUGCAAUGAACCAACUACGCCGAAGGAUUCUGCACAUCAGCAGCAGCAGCAGCAACAGCAGCAUCUACCCACUUCCGUAGUCAACAACAAUAUCUACAACAGUAGCAGUAGUAACAGUAGCAACAACGUUCAUAACUAUAACAGUAGCAGCAACAGUGACAAGUGCAGCAAGAACAAGCUGAGUGACAUCGUCAUCGACACGGGUAUCAACGACUUCGGUCAACUGCAGCCACUUCAGCAGCAACAGACGGUUAGCAACGGCAGCACCAGUGUUGCCGGCAACCACCACCACGCCAAUAUGGUGCCAAUAAUUAGCGUCACCCCGCACAGCCCGGGAGCCAAGUACAACUUUCUUGAGGAUACACUGCAUCACCUACAAUGUAUUCGAGAAAGUGUCGCUCAGAUGAAGAACUCCACCAUUCAGAAUACCAACUUUGGUGGAGCCGGAUUCAUCGGAUCAUCGCUUUCGUCAUCCAAGCUGUUCUCGUCAUGCCCCUCGCUACCAGAUCUGACAAUCUCGAACCCGGGAAGCAUCUGGCCCCACCAGCAAACAAUGUACGGUCUGAACACCGACCGGCGGAAGUCCUGGACGGCGAUUGAGGAUUUGACAGAAUGUGCCAAAUCUUCGCACAAAAGUGUUAGUUUGUCGAGUUUGGACAGCGAAGAGCAGGAAUCGCUUCGAGCUGCCGAGAGGUUGCACAAUCGUACCAGUAGAAACAGCACCGGAGGAAUAUCGACACAUUCACUGAAUGAGGCGGAACUGGCGAGGGACUUCGAAAAAAUCGUAGCCAAGCGCAACCUUGCUCCAACAGUCUGCCGGAUCCCGCUGCAGAAAAGUAUCUCGACGCCGUCGAUCGCGCCGGUUCGCAAUCAAGGUGCCAAAGAGGAUACCGCAACUCCUUCACGGCAUCUUUCCGACAGUGAAGAUGAAACCCACGACGAUCGAUCACUGCUUUGUGUGAGAGAUAAAAACGAGGGCUACACAGACCACCCGGAGAAGCGCAGGAAACGUGGAUCGUUGUUCUUCCGCAAAAAGAAAGACAAAGCCAAAACCAAGGGUCAGAACUCCACCUGUGACGCAUGUGGUGCGGUCAUCAAUCUCGCCACCUACAAGGAGCACGCCGUAGAAUGCAAAGCCAAAAUCGCAAAGAAAUAUUUCCAAGUGCAGCCCAAAUCCGGCUCCGGCAAAAAGAACUCGACCAACAGCCACAGUUCCUCGCACCACGAUGAUCAAGGUAGAGACUAUUACGAUGGCCACAUACAAAAUGACAAUUCAAAUUGCUCGGACGAAACACCGCUAAUACGGGACGAGUUCCUUCACGAGGCCCCCAUUGGACCGCACGAUCUUGGCGCGGAACCGAUCCUAGGGGUCGCCAUCGAUGAGCACGACUCGUGGAGUCCCAGUGUACCAAAGGAAAUUGUCAAAUCGCUCAAGGAUAAGCAGGUCAAACGCCAGGAGCACAUCUACGAGUUCAUAAUGACGGAGAAGCAUCACUGCCAAACCCUACUAGUCAUGCAGAAGGUUUUCGUCGAGAGCCUCCAGAAGCACUUCAGUCAUCUGAAUUUGAAGAGGAUGUUUCCCCGGCUCGAGGACCUCACGGAGUUGCACACAAGUUUCCUGAAAAAGCUGCGGCUGAAACAGCGGGAGCACCACAUAGUCGACAGCAUCGCCGACAUUCUGUUGGACUUCUUUUCAGCCAUGUCGGCGCAGAGGCUCAAGUCGGCGUACGGCGAGUUUUGCUCCAACCAUCGAUCAGCGCUGAGCACUUUCAAGUGCUACAUGACCGGAGAUAACACGUUCGCCGAGUGGUACAAGCACUGUCAGCAGAACCCCCUACUAAAGAAGAAGGGCAUCCCCGAGUGCAUUCUGUUCGUGACGCAACGGUUGACCAAAUACCCGCUGCUGAUCGAUCCGCUGCUCAAGAGUUCCCGGGAGGACAAGAUCGAACAGGAGAAGCUACAGAAGGCGAUGCAGCUGGUUAAGGAGAUUCUGGUGGACGUGGAUGCCCGCGUUGCGGACAAGGAGAAGGAGGACCGUCAAUUGGAGAUCUUCAAGCGAAUCGACGCCAAGUCGUAUGCGAUCUUCAAGAAGGACAAGUUCAAGAAAUCGGAUAUUAUUUCCAGUAAUCGGAAGCUGAAGUUCGAAGGAGUGGCCACACUGAUGCAGGGGAGAUCAAAGAUGCAGACAGUGUUGGUCGUGGUUCUGUCGGAUUGUUUGUUCUUUUUGUUGGAAAACUCACACAAAUACUCAUUUUUCACGCCGGAGAACAAGGCUGGAGUGGUUUCGUUACAAAAAUUGUUGAUCCGCGAGAAAGCCGGAACCGAAUCAAGAGGAAUCUACAUCAUCUCCUCUAAUCCGGCGUAUCCGGAAAUGUUUGAACUGAAAGUGCAGAAUCCGAAGGAUAAAAACGUGUGGAUUCAAUCAAUAAGAGCUGCCGUACUGGACUGCCCUUCGGAUGAGUCUGAAGUGGAGGACUACAUGACUGCUGAACAACGCCAAAAAUUGAUAGAUGCUAAGCAAGCUAAUAUUCGUGAGAUUAUUUGCAAAAUGAGGCAAAAAGACUUCGAACAGGCGAUUCUCCUGGAGGAGAAGAUCGCCCUGCAGCUGAGUCUGCUGUUGGACAACGAGCACAACUCGGAACAGCUGGGCCCCACCGUGGAGGCGUUCAUCUCCAACUACGGCUCCUACCGGGAUCUGGUCUCGGAUGACUGUGAUACGAUAGAGAUAUGGAAGCGAGUGUUGAACACGAUCCAGGAAAUCAGCAACCUGGCGGCGUCCCUCUACACGGCUGCCACCGGGUUGCCCCUGUCGCGGUCCUGCAGUUCGGUGGGCGAACGGCAGAGCGAGCUGUACAUUUCUCCCACACUACCAAAGCGAGCGGAAACGUUCGGAGGUUUCGACGAGCGAAGAUCCAAGCAGCAGCAGUGUCUGACGAACUCCUCGAGAGAUGCCGUUCUGUCGACACUCUCGGCCGGGUAUUUCACCAAUCGGGAAAGCUACGAAAAGCGUGAGUCAAACGCGUCCGAUUUCGACGGAGGACCUUUUUCCCCCGGGGCUUCACACGUUCCGGCGAAGCUAAAUUCAGACGUGCUGACGACCGAACAAGCGAAGGAUAAUAACUACGCUGCGUUACACGUGUCCAAUCACCUGCAAACCCUGCUCUGUAUAAUAUCGCAGCAAAUGACCACGAUUCAGAGUCUACAGCACCAGUUGAACUCGUUCCGAGAAAACCCCAAGAACAUGUACCGGCAUAACGACCAGCUGGAGGAACUCCGCAAUCUGCAGGAUAAACUACAGGAAGAGAAGACUGCCUGGCAGAAACAGAAGGAAACUGAGGAACGAGAAUUGGACGAGCAGCGGCUCUCGCAAAAGACUCUGCAGGAGCAGAUUCGGGCCGAACAAGAGGACAUCAAGCAACAGCGGGAACAGCUGUACCGAAAGAUGGAGAUCCUCUCCAGCCAGGGCUUACUGCUGUCACCGAGCGUUGCCCUUCCGGUAUCGGGUGGAGUGAUACCAACGCAGCAUGACGAACAAUCCAGCAAUAGUGAGGAAUACCACGUGGACAGUGGAAUUGGUUCGGGUUCACAAUCCGUUGUGUCAACCAUCGAUCGAAGAAAGGACAAGUGGAGAACUGCUAGCAUAAACAAAGCUCCUCCUGCAAAUCUGGUCAGUGCUACCAACGCACCAAAAAUGAACGCGGCAGCCAUCAAACAGCAGCUGCCGCUGAAGUUGUCCUCAUUGUCGAGCACCAAACCUAGCUCCAGCAACAACAAUUCUAUCACGUCACCCAGCGGAAGUAGUCCCAGUCUGAUGAACAGCAGUGGCAGUGGUGGAGCAGGUGGGGUCACCCAAAUGUUUCCUCUCAAACUAGCUGAUAAGAAGAUUAACGCGAGCUUACCAAAUCACUCACGAACCGGUAGCAGUCCUGCAGUGAUUCAACAGCAGGUUCCGGUUCAAACAGGAAACCCUGCCACUAGAACUAACACCUACCCGAAAAUCCCGGAACGGUAUCGGCUGCGAAGUUCCGAUCAGUAUCAGUCUCCGCAACAUCACUACGGCACUGGGGCCAGCAGUUCGCACUCGCAUCCACACUCGCCUUCAUCGCCGUCGCCGUCAUCCUCGCACCGAUCCGCCAUUCACGAGCAGCAGCAUCUCCUCCAACAGCAGCAGCAGCAGCAACUCUACCAUCAUCAUCUGCAGCAGCAGCAACAACAGCAGCACCAAUACCACCCGCAGCACCAUUCGAUUCACACGACUCCGCUAUCCUCGCGCCACUCCAGUCUGCAGUCGCCACCGCCGCUUGGGUCGUCUCCUUCGCCAAGCGACAUGAUCGGGGCUCCCGGCAGCAGCAGCAACAACAACAUCAGCACCCAAAGCCCCAGCAAAAAGGACUCCUCCGCCAAAGGCAAGGAGGAAGAGGUGAUUUAUUUUUGAUACAUGCCGGUCGAGGUCGAAAUCUAAUUGCCACGCCUCCGAACCGCGUGGGCGUGGCGUUGGGCUGGCCGUGCUGGACUGUGUGCUGCUGGCUGCACUGGUCGUCUCGCUGCUACUCUACGUUGUGAUUCUGAUCGCUCGACUGAUCCUUCCCUUCUUCGCGUUAUGAUCUCACUGGACUGACUGGUAGUUUUUUUUUAUUAAUUGUUUGCCCUGCUUUUCCUCUUAUGAACUGAUGACUUUUGAAGGGGUUGACGGACAUCCAGGUGGGGUGGGAAGCCGCAUCCCUAUAUGCAUUCGGGGGUUGCGGCCCGUAGAUUGAUUAGUUCGUAAGUUUGAAAGCAUUCCUUUGUUUUUGUAUAGAUCGACGAAAUUCUAGGCAUCAAUAAAAUUGAUUCAAAGUUUAAAA